Molecule: messenger RNA, 1473 nt
Organism: Trichoderma gamsii
Lineage: Eukaryota; Fungi; Ascomycota; Sordariomycetes; Hypocreales; Hypocreaceae
Exons: 1
Coding region: 1-1473 (490 amino acids)
Molecular function (GO): cholinesterase activity
Source: RefSeq, a predicted model, not a curated record
AUGGGCGACCGCCGCUGGCGACCCGCUUCCUCUCCACCAGCUUGGGAUGGUGUCUGGGAUGCAACUCGCUUCGGAAAGGCGGCAAUUCAAAUUGUUGAUACUGGGGUAGAACUUGGCGCAGAGUCUAGUGAAGACUGUCUGUAUCUGAACAUCUGGACUGCGACUGUGGAUCCGUCAGCGCAGCAACCUGUCAUGGUCUGGAUUCACGGCGGUGGUUUCCUAAAUGGAUCUUCCUCGAUGGACGUUUAUUCCGGUCGAAACCUCGCUCGUCACGGAGUGGUUGUCGUAUCCAUCAACUAUCGUCUCGGCGCUUUUGGGUUUCUGCGUCACCCAGAGGCCGGUGGCAAUUUUGCCGUCUCAGAUUGGGUUGCCGCUUUGAGAUGGGUAUCAGGGAAUAUUGAGGUGUUUGGCGGACAUUCCCAGAAUGUCACUAUAUUUGGCCAGUCCGCUGGCGCAGUCGCAGUCCGGACUUUGCUAUGUACCCCAGCUGCUCGUGGACUUUUUCACCGUGCAAUCAUCCAAAGUGCUGGCUUUGAGGAUUACGCUGCUACACCAUCGCCAAAUGCAGAGCGUGUCAACGACGCGAGCGAGGAACUCCUGAAUCUCUUGGGAAGCCAAGAUCUAGAGGUACUCCGUCGUGUUCCCACAGAGCAGAUUCGGGCCGCCUCAUUUACGGUAUGCGGGACUCGACCGCCUCCUGGAUACCUUCAUUCUCCGGCAAAUUUAGCAUGGUACCCGGUGCCCGAUGACGAGGUUGUAACGAGAGAAUUCUCCGGCUGGGAUGAACAUGUCCCAGUUCUGUUUGGCUGCACGCAGCAUGAAGCCCGAGCUUUUUGGCGUCCAACGGGUCUUCACACGAGUCCUGGUCAAGAACCGUCAGAAAUAUAUACCGUUGACACUUUGGCCAAUAUGGCCAAGAUCUUAGCACGCGGUGGCGACCAUGAGAUGACGAAAUAUUUUACCAAUGCCAAGUUCAGUCCGUAUCAAGCGCUCACAGAAUUAUGCACUGCAGCUAUUUGGACGGAGCCGGCAAUGGCUACUUACCACAGGUUUUCUGCCUUAAAGCGUACGACUUACUGCUUCAUAUUUUCGCGUAUUUCCCCUGCUACCCGUCGUUCCGGCAUGCUUGCCUACCAUGGUGCCGAAAUACCUUAUAUUUUCGGUAACGUGUCACACAAUGGAGUUUUGCAGCCAUGGUUCGCAAACAAGGCAUCGGCCGUCGAUGUUGGUCUAUCCGCUACGGACAGAGACUUUGAUGCGAUUGACGUGCAGAUUGCGGACGAUGUCCAGAAUGCCUGGGUGACCUUUGCUCAAAGUGGAAUACCUCAGUUCUCAGAUGGCUCUCCAUGGCCUAAAUGCGAUACGAGGAACAUGCAGUUGACAGUUAUUGGGGAUAAAAUGGAAGCAAAAUACUGGGAUAUGAACAGGGUGGUCAGCAUUCUCAGCUCUUUGCGAGGUCAAACACUGGAUUGA